Kuraishia capsulata CBS 1993 is the source of this 318-nucleotide messenger RNA. RefSeq lists its product as uncharacterized. The transcript is spliced from 2 exons. Gene Ontology annotation, molecular function: structural constituent of ribosome. The record is from RefSeq and is a predicted model, not a curated record. Gene Ontology annotation, biological process: cytoplasmic translation. Bases 1 to 318 code for a protein of 105 amino acids. Lineage: Eukaryota; Fungi; Ascomycota; Pichiomycetes; Pichiales; Pichiaceae. Gene Ontology annotation, cellular component: cytosolic large ribosomal subunit; ribosome.
AUGAUACAACAACGCUUUGAGGUUGAAGACAGUAUCGCCGCUGGUGUUAACAAGGGUCACAAAGUGACCGCUAAGGAGGUUGCCCCAAAAAUCUCGUACAGAAAGGGUGCUUUGUCCAAGAGAACCGCCUUCGUCAGAGACAUUGUCCGUGAAGUGUCCGGUUUGGCUCCAUACGAGAGACGUGUCAUUGAGUUGAUCAGAAAUGCUGGUGAGAAGCGUGCCAAGAAGCUGGCCAAGAAGAGAUUGGGAACUCACUUGAGAGCCAAGGCCAAGGUUGAGGAGAUGAACAAGAUCAUCCAAGAGUCUAGACGUCACUAA